GGUUUAACGUUUAAGAUUUAGAGUUUAGAUUUUAUGAUUGAGAUUUAUGAUUUAAUGUUUCAGAUUUACGAUUUAUGGUUUUAGAGUUUAGGUUUUUAGAUGGUGUUAAUUAAUGUCGGUGUUGUUUUUUCAGCUUAUUUUUUAUUUUAAUUGUUUUUUUAACUAUUUCUACGUGAUAUUUUGAUUGGUUACGAAGAGUGCGGUGAAUUUAACCUUUCACUGCGUGGGUGAAGCUAAGGAUUGUUCUUCCAUGUAACAAAAAAAGUUCUGUGGAUCAUUAAAUUUUAGGUUUGUACCGAUCAACUGUAUGAAAUUGCAAUCGUGCGUCUCUCAAGUCUCACCGGAGCAGAGAUGGGCCCAUGUGCACUUAUUAACCGUGUCUGGACAUAUGUAUGGUAACAAAAAAUAAUCAUAACAUAAAUAGAGGCUUGUAUUCUCCCUAAACAGGCAAACAAACUCAAACCUGCUUUGUCUUGAGAUGGAGAAUACGAAUUACAUUAAUGAUCAAGUGUUCAUAAGUUUCCGGGGAAAAGAUGAGCGGUGCGGAUUCUUAACCUAUCUAAAACAGAGGUUACUAGAAAGCAAUGUGAAUGUGUUCAUCGACGAGAACGCGGCUGGAGAACCGCUCGAGAAUCUCUUUGGACACAUCCGAAAGUCAAGGAUCGCGAUUGUGAUCGUCUCCAAGAACUACGCGGAGUCGAGUUGGUGUUUGGACGAGCUGGUGGAGAUCAAGAAAUGCAUGGAGACGGAGAAGCUCAAUGCUGUCAUACCCAUCUUUCGUAAGGUGAAGGUUUCAAGCGUUAGGAAACAGAGCGGAAAGUUUGGGGAAAGGUUUCUUGCUUUGCAAAACUCUUUGCUUGCUAAAGAAGUCGAUAAGAAGAAGAUUAAGCAUAUUAAUUCCAGGAUCAAGAGAUGGAAGAAAGCUUUGGAGUUCGUCACUGGAAUGAUUGGACUGACUUACGACAAAAAAUUUUCCAGGUCGGAGUUUGAGUUUGUGGGGAAAGUUGUCGAAAAGGUUCAUAAAACGUUAGGCAAAACUGCAGCAAAGGCAGGUCGUAAUAGUACUCCUGAAACUAGUAAGAAAUCACAGGAAAAACUAUCAUAUCUGUUUGUUUUCAAUAUCAAUCACUCAAACGUGAACGGACUAAUCCAUUCUUCAAGGACACUGGAAGCUCUGACCCUGAACCUGGACAGAUUGAAUCCUGAACGCUCAACAGGGUCUCUCUCUCUUAGUCUGUUUCUCUCAGUUUUUGUUUUGUUUUAUCAUCAGCUUCUGAUUACUAGGCUAAUGCUACAACCCGCAGAGUGUUGAUUUGAACCCUUCCUCUGGACAUUACAGACGCACUGCCUCAUACCGUGACGAGAGAGAUAGAUUUGACCAUUUGCCUUUUGAAGAGAUCAUGGAUCAAAAGCGGGCGGAUAAUCAACGGAGCAUUGACAAUAUCGUCGAGCGAAAAUAUAGGCAUGGUACGACUUUCCUCUCGCCCCUGCGUUACUAUUUCGAGCUUUGUUUGUGUCUUCCAAGCGAAGCAAGAGAUUACCUAAUGGAAUCCUUGAACUGAAGAAACUUCCGAUUCAAGCAACUGUGCUUCUUUCUUUUACUUCUGUGCGUCUUUAAGGGAAAUCUUUUGUUUUCUAAGCUUUCCGUCUUUGU
This is a messenger RNA of Brassica napus (rape), 1654 nucleotides long. RefSeq names its product protein PHLOEM PROTEIN 2-LIKE A8. The coding region runs from base 479 to 1312 and encodes 277 amino acids. Lineage: Eukaryota; Viridiplantae; Streptophyta; Magnoliopsida; Brassicales; Brassicaceae. Gene Ontology annotation, biological process: signal transduction. The record is from RefSeq and is a predicted model, not a curated record. The transcript is spliced from 4 exons.